This is a messenger RNA of Stylophora pistillata, 1709 nucleotides long. Its product is annotated as D(1) dopamine receptor-like. Gene Ontology annotation, molecular function: G protein-coupled receptor activity. The record is from RefSeq and is a predicted model, not a curated record. Gene Ontology annotation, biological process: adenylate cyclase-activating adrenergic receptor signaling pathway; positive regulation of MAPK cascade. Lineage: Eukaryota; Metazoa; Cnidaria; Anthozoa; Scleractinia; Pocilloporidae. Gene Ontology annotation, cellular component: plasma membrane.
UCGCAGACCUUCAGCGUAAAAUUCCACAAAGGAUUUCGAAGUUGCUAAGCCUAGAACUCCCUACACAAGGGCUGUGUUGACAAAAGUUGUUUAAGGACCGUUCCCGAGAUUCAACGGGACCAAAACCAGUUCUUCUCGGGGCUCGAAACAGUUCCUUUCGAGGCACGAACCAGUUCCUCUUGGGGAACGAACUAUUUCCUCUCGUGUGUGUUUGGCGUAACUAUUACCCUUCUGUUGCACUUCCAGUUUUUGGAAAAAGUUGUUUGUCUUGACGUAAGAAAUGAGCCUAUACUCCAACACUUCCAGCGCAAGUAUCAACACGACAUCCACUCCUGCGAUAUUUCAACCAAAGUCACAACUGGAGAAAUUUUUCGUCUUCCUCCGUAUCGUAGAGAUCCUCAUAAUACUCACGGCGCUCAUCGGCAACUUCUUGGUCGUGUAUUCAUUCAUCAUGUCCAAUAAACUACGAACGAGUGUCACAAAUUAUUUCGUAGUAUCUUUGGCGAUAUCCGAUUUAUUGACCUCAGCAUUAGUGAUGACGUUUAAAGUGGAAUACACUCAAAACAGAUACAAAUGGAAGCAUGGCGAGCUAGAGUGCGGUCUUUAUACCACUAUGUAUUUACUGGCCGUGCCAAGUUCCGUUAUAAAUCUCUGCGCUGUCACAGUAGAUCGUUACUUGGUCCUGAGGAUGCCUCUUCGCUAUGAGUCCCUCAUGACUCCGCGGAGGGCAGUUUCUAUGAUCGGCUGCGUCUGGACGUACGCAAUCUUUUGGGCGUGUCUCCCUCUAACGGGCUGGAGAUCCCAUACACCCAUGAUUCAACGCGGCCGGUGUUACUUUGUGACUACAACAGCGUACAAUAUCACAGUCAAUGUCAUAAAUUUCUUACUACCCAUGUUAUUCAUGGCAAUUUUUUGGGCUCUUAUCUGCUCCAUUGUCCUUCAGCACCGCGAAAGAGUCAAUGAACAAGAAAGAAAUAUAUCUUUCAACACGAACGAGUCCGCGCCAAAUUCUACCAAUACCCUGUGCAGCCGAGAUGCGUCAUCGAUGCAACUCGAACCGACUGCCAGAAAAAAAAAGACAGGAAAGAAAAAAAGGCUGCGAAAUUUUAGUGGAUGCCGAUACAUUGGAAUCAUUGUUGCGCUGUUUUAUUUUUGCUGGCUACCUUAUGUGAUGUUCAGCUUGAUUGCAAACAUUUGCAAGCGGUGUAUUAAUCAUUCUAUAUCACAGAUGUUGGCUGAAACAUUCCUCGCGUUAGGAUUUUUAAACUCUGCUCUAAAUCCAUUUUUUUAUCCAUUCCACGACAAACGGUUCAAGGAAGCGAUUAGAGACAUUUGGAAGAAACUGCGAAGUAAGAGUUUCUUAAGGGUGCUAUACCGCAAAGAGAAAGUUUUGGAGAUGGCGAGGCUAGAAGUUGCAGUCCGUGGCUAGUAAAAUCAGUAGGAAAAAAGUGCGGGAAAAAAGAGUACGGGGGGAAAAAGGGGGAGAAAUUGCAACUGAUUAGAUCAUGACUAGUUUAAGUUUUGCAUCUGAUUGGGUGAAUAGGUGGUAUGAAGUUUGUAAGCCAUAAAAAUGCGCACAGGAUCUGAAAGCAUUGCGUUGGACUAGCAUCCCAUUCUGGGAGAUUGGACUCCACUCCCAACUCAGAGACUUGACGUGGGUUGACCACGUGGAGAUAUUGGCCACUUGGCCACACGCAAACGCACGCACA